This is a messenger RNA of Colletotrichum destructivum, 426 nucleotides long. RefSeq lists its product as uncharacterized. The record is from RefSeq and is a predicted model, not a curated record. Bases 1 to 426 code for a protein of 141 amino acids. Lineage: Eukaryota; Fungi; Ascomycota; Sordariomycetes; Glomerellales; Glomerellaceae. The transcript is spliced from 2 exons.
AUGCUUAUUCUUUCAGGCCCUCUGGGCUCGAGUGCAUGCAAGGAUACCGUUUGUGCGAUGACAGAGCAUGUUUGCUCUUCCACCCCGAGAAAUAUGAUACAAGCGACUCUCCUUGCCCUCGAAGCUGAAGGUCGAUCGCGGCAAACGCCAGGUGACAUGAUAUCAGGGCGCACUCGAUCUAUAUCAGCGUUCUCCAGUAUCGUCUCUCGGUACCCUCCUUCGGCCAUACGGCUCUCCUCGCCCCGCGAUGCAGUUUCAGCUGGCUCUUCUCGCUCUCGGAGGCUUCCUCUUCUCCUCUGCAACGGUGUUGAUGCAAGAGGUCCACAUCAGCUUCGACCUGCCGUUGCCGACCGGCGCCUCAAGCCCGCGACUGGAGCAGGACAUAAAGGAACACGAUCCGAAAACGACCUCAACCUCCUCUCAUGA